AGUCUUGAGUAAUUUUUAACUGACCCCAUCUUUUUCGAAGGUCAACAUCCAACAGAUAACCGUCAAUUGUACAUCCCGGAUUACCUAGGAUAAAAACUCUUCCUGAUAUAAAUCAUUUUAUCUUUCACAUAACGAAAGAGUUAUCUGCUUUUAUUAUUAUCUGUCAGGUAAGGAUAAAACGUCCUUUCUGGUACAGGCGGCACAUAAACGAAACUGUUAAUGAAUUUGAAGUGCUAGGUCAAUAAGAAAUGAAUUGCUCUCGUCACUUGUUCGUUAUCACUGCCGAAGCAUAACGCCCCCAGCGUACAUAUUGGUAGAAAAAAUUUAUUCCCUGUUCAGAUGGAGACUGUUGAUGAUUUCCAGGAUAUUUUGGAGUUUGAUAGUUUUUCCGUAGACCCUGAAGAUUAUUCAGAAACGCCGUUUAUAAACGAGAUUUGGUAUGUGAAGCCGUGGAGAGAAAUUUUACUGGAUAUAUCUGUUAUUUUACCAGUGGUUGUGAUAGGACUCUCCGGAAAUUUCCUACUGAUAUUCACACUGGCCACAAAUAAACAUCUACGGACCCCUACCAACCUGAUGAUUGGAAAUAUGGCCUUGGCCGAUAUGCUUUCCUUACUUGUACACCCUUGGGUUUAUAUAAUCACUUAUGAUAUGUUCCAAAACUACAUCCUCGGAGAGUUUGGAUGCAAGACGGAGGCUGCUUUGGAAUGCGCGAUUUUGAUCUCCAGCGUGCUGAGCCUUUCGGUGAUCAGCUACGAUCGACUGACGUCGAUAGUCGCGAAUUCAACAGCCUUGAACAUCAGAAAAACUAAGAUCUGCAUGGUGUUGACCUGGAUCACCGGUUCGUUUCUUUCUACGCCCCUGGUUUUCUUCAGGGAGUACAAGACGAGGCAAUGGAAGGACUUCCUAGAAACGUUAUGCAAGGAUCACCCGAUAAUAAUAAAGAUCUAUUGGCCGACUAUUAUAACGGUUUUGGUUUGGAUACCCCUGAUGAUCAUGAUUGUGUGUUACAUUUCCAUUUUUGUCAAACUGCAACAUUUCGAGAAGGUGGUACUGAGAAAAGCCGUGAACCAACAGAGAAGGGCGAGCUAUAGAAAGAGGGCAGCAAAAAUGAUGUUUAUCGUUAUCCUGACUUUCACGAUCUGUAGGUUGCCUUUCACCGCUGUAAUUUUCUGGAGGUACUCCAGGUUUGUGGGCAAAUCGGCGCAGAAUAUAAACGAUAUGCAUGGUGCCAGUUUGGUGCUCUGGUUCUCCUCGAAAUACCUCAUUUUUGUGAAUGCGGCAGUGAAUCCCAUCAUCUACGGAAUAACGAACGAAAAAUUCAGACGCGCCUUCAGAAAUUCCAAAUUGUCAAGAUGGUUAUUUCGAGAGAAGACCGUUGUGGUGGAUGUGCCGAAAAACGAGCAGAAUACCGUGGAAAGCGUAUUUUUUAUUUUCAAGAAGAAACUGCGAUCGAAAGAUGAGAAUGGGAUUGUGACGAAGAAGCCGAACAAAAAAGGAUAAUAAAGUGCUGAAA
Coccinella septempunctata (seven-spotted ladybird) is the source of this 1513-nucleotide messenger RNA. RefSeq names its product orexin receptor type 2-like. The record is from RefSeq and is a predicted model, not a curated record. The transcript has 6 exons. NCBI's taxonomy places the organism in Eukaryota, Metazoa, Arthropoda, Insecta, Coleoptera, Coccinellidae. Gene Ontology annotation, cellular component: membrane. Gene Ontology annotation, biological process: G protein-coupled receptor signaling pathway. The coding region runs from base 340 to 1500 and encodes 386 amino acids. Gene Ontology annotation, molecular function: neuropeptide Y receptor activity.